Molecule: messenger RNA, 662 nt
Organism: Panthera uncia (snow leopard)
Lineage: Eukaryota; Metazoa; Chordata; Mammalia; Carnivora; Felidae
Product: C-C motif chemokine 7-like
Exons: 4
Coding region: 51-350 (99 amino acids)
Biological process (GO): positive regulation of ERK1 and ERK2 cascade; cellular response to tumor necrosis factor; chemokine-mediated signaling pathway
Cellular component (GO): extracellular region
Molecular function (GO): chemokine activity; CCR chemokine receptor binding
Source: RefSeq, a predicted model, not a curated record
AGCUUGGAAACCUCCAGCUCUCACGCCCAAGCUCCUCGUUCCCCGCAGACAUGAAGGUCUCCGCAGCGCUUCUGUGCCUGCUGCUCACAGCUGCUGCCUUCAGCUUCCAGGCACUUGCUCAGCCAGAGGGGAUUAAUAGCCCAACCACCUGCUGCUAUAGAUUUACCGUUAGAAAGAUCCCCAUCCAGAAGCUGAAGAGCUACAGAAGAAUCACCAGCAGCUAUUGUCCCAGGGAAGCCGUGAUCUUCAAGACCAAACAGGCCAAGGAGCUCUGUGCUGACCCCAAGCAGAAGUGGGUCCAGGAUUUCAUGGAGUACCUGGACAAGAAAACCCAAACCUCAAAGCUAUGAACCUUCAUGCCCACAAUGAAGCCAAGUCAGUACUCAGGGAACAAUUAAUGUAUAUGCCCUGUUCUUUCCAACAUGCAUUCUGAAAUUAUUCUAUUACAAUUCUAAGGAAUAUGAAAUUUGUGUAAUAAUGUGAAUCAUGGUUUUUCUUAAGUAGUGUAUUAUGUCUUCUAAGUUGUUAAUAUUUUAAUUUAAUGGGCUCUGGAAUUGGAUGUGUUUCAAAUGCAAACCUUUGGACACAUGUCACUUCAGACCCUUCAAAACUACAGGGUGCUCCUUCCUCUCUACCUCACUGUAGUGUUGUGAGUAUCUGUG